AUGAAAGUUGCCCAAAAUAAAACUGACAGUAGCCUUGAAAUGGUGUCUGAAGAAACGGAACGAAAUGAAAACACAGCAUCAUCUUCUCCAUUUCCUACAAAUCAAAUGUCCUCCUUACCCCCAGGUCCUUCUCGCUACGUGCCUGCAAGCCUUAAGAGAUCAAACCAAGCAAUAGAUUAUCUCGAGGCGCAAGCAUUAGAAGCGUUGCAAGAGAAAGAAAACCGCCACUUAUCAUUUUUCAAAGGAAUUUUGCCUUCUUUGGACAGCUUUACGGAAUUACAAACUUUGACAUUCCAAAGCAAAGUUAUAAAUAUCAUUACCGAAAUUCGGUUCGGGGAACAGACUUAA
Molecule: messenger RNA, 348 nt
Organism: Parnassius apollo (apollo)
Lineage: Eukaryota; Metazoa; Arthropoda; Insecta; Lepidoptera; Papilionidae
Source: the annotation of a GenBank genome assembly